Molecule: messenger RNA, 1469 nt
Organism: Kockovaella imperatae
Lineage: Eukaryota; Fungi; Basidiomycota; Tremellomycetes; Tremellales; Cuniculitremaceae
Exons: 4
Coding region: 390-1232 (280 amino acids)
Source: RefSeq, a predicted model, not a curated record
CUCUGCCGGAUUAUUAAUAAUCUUUUGAUAGAUCUUUGAAUGUCUCUGUAUCAAAUGCCGGCCGUUCGCCGGCUGAAUGUGCCUCGGCUGCUGAUUUCGGCCUCCACCCUCAAUGGGGGACGCUGGAGCUGAGCUCUGACAGCAUGAUCGACGGUCCCGAUCCCAAGGCGGCCGGACUGCGGGCUUCGGCAGAUUGAGGCUAUCUAAGGCCUAAGGUCAUUCAUUCAUUGUGCCUGGACAUUCCCGAGGUCAGGUUCAGAUCACAUAUAUAUUAAGAACUGGCUCGCCCACUCAUUUCGUCCACGCAUCUUCGUCAACACCUUCUCACUACAUCUGGGACAUCCCACAGAGAUCAUCUCGCUUAGAUCAUUCCCAACAUACCUGUCCCAAUGUCCAAGGUCAUCUUCAUCACUGGCUCAUCUUCUGGUCUGGGUCUCGAGCUCGUCAAAGCAGCUUUGAGCCAAGGUCAUCGGGUUGCAGCGACCCUGCGACAGCCCAAAGACUUUCCUCAAUCCCUUUUGACGGAGCAUGCCGACUCGCUGAAGACGUUCCCUCUCGAUGUCACCAACAAGGAUCAGGUGGAUUCUGCGCUGAAAGCCACCGUCGAGGCCUUUGGCAAGAUCGACAUCAUCGUCAACAAUGCCGGUUGGACAGUCAUGGGAGAAUUCGAGACUAUGCCGGAAGAUCUCGCUCGCAAACAAUUCGAGACCGUCUUUUGGGGUACUAUCAACGUUUUGAAAGAGUCCAUCCCGCUUUUGAGAAAACAAGGUGGUGGAAAGAUCGUCACCGUAUCCAGCAUGGUCGGCCUUGGGGGAGGUCUGCCGCUUCUAUCCUUUUUUGCCGCUGCAAAGUCCGGUGUAGAAGCUGUUAUCGACUCUGUCCAAGCUGAAAUGUCACCAGAUUGGAACAUCGAACUCCGAGUGGUCGAGCCUGGUGGUUUCAAGACCGAGGCGAUGAACAAAGCAGGCUUUGUCCCUCCCGUCGCACCCUACAACGCUCCUGAUCAUCCCAUGACUCACUUCCGGAAUUCCUUUGCCGGUGGAACUCUGGGAGACGCGAGCAAGGCAGCGCAGACCAUUCUCAAGUUCUCUUCUCUGGAAGCGUCUCCCGAUGUCGCUAAACCAGCAAGAUUGGUCAUUGGACAAGAUGGUAUUGGAUAUGUAGAUGCUAGAUUAGAUGGGCUCAAGAAGCAGCUCGCAGCUUGGAAAGACCUGGCAGCGGAGGCCAGCUGAGAGCAGUAUAAUAUCAGCAGAUUGCGUUGGAGGGAAUUGUCAUAGACUGUGACAGCGAGCGUGGUCGCCGCAUAGACUUAUCCUAGAUGAAUGAAUGUGAAUGAUUCACAUAUGACCGGAAUGAUGCAUGGCCGGAUUUCUAAAACUUUUUUCUCGGGCAUCGCUCUCAUCGGUCACCUUGUUUUGCCGGACCCAAGGCUUCAGUGGCUUCUUGCUGAAUUCAUAGGUCAAGCUCAC